This is a messenger RNA of Knipowitschia caucasica, 2955 nucleotides long. NCBI's taxonomy places the organism in Eukaryota, Metazoa, Chordata, Actinopteri, Gobiiformes, Gobiidae. The record is from the annotation of a GenBank genome assembly.
AUGGCGGGGGGCCGAAGGGGACUUGUGGCCCCACAAAAUACUUUUUUGGAGAAUAUUGUCCGACGGUCCAACGUUUGGACACUGUCCCAUAAGCAGACAGACACUAACUUUGUGCUGGGAAACGCUCAGAUUGUGGACUGGCCCAUCGUCUACAGCAACGAUGGCUUCUGCAAGCUGUCGGGAUACCACCGCGCGGAGGUUAUGCAGAAGAGCAGCACUUGCAGCUUUAUGUACGGAGAGCUCACCGACAAGGACACCACGGAGAAAGUGCGGCUCACGUUCGAAAAUUAUGAAAUGAACUCCUUUGAAAUACUCAUGUACAAGAAGAACAGAACACCUGUAUGGUUUUUUGUGAAGAUCGCACCCAUCCGAAACGAACAAGAGAAAGUGGUUCUGUUCCUCUGCACUUUCAGCGAUAUAACAGCCUUCAAACAGCCUAUUGAGGAUGAUUCUUCUAAAGGAUGGGGGAAGUUCGCCCGCCUCACCCGCGCCCUCACCAGCAGCCGUGGCGUGCUGCAGCAGCUUCAGCCCACCGUCCACAAAGGAGAGAAUGUCCACAAGCACUCACGCUUAGCUGAGGUACGCUUUUAUGUCCUCCAGCUCGGCUCCGAUAUCCUACCUCAAUACAAGCAAGAAACCCCUAAGACCCCUCCUCAUAUCAUCUUGCACUACUGUCUGUUCAAAACUACCUGGGACUGGGUGAUUCUCAUUUUAACUUUCUACACGGCCAUCAUGGUGCCCUAUAACGUUUCCUUCAAGACCAAGCAGAACAAUGUGACGUGGCUGGUGGUGGACAGUAUUGUGGAUGUGAUUUUCUUGGUGGAUAUUGUGCUUAAUUUCCACACGACGUUCGUAGGACCAGCAGGAGAGGUGAUAUCUGACCCCAAACUCAUCCGCAUGAACUAUCUGAAGACAUGGUUUGUGAUAGACCUGCUCUCCUGUCUGCCCUAUGACGUCAUUAAUGCGUUUGAGAACGUGGACGAGGAUUGGAACCACCGAGCAGUCACUCAAGGCAUCAGCAGUCUGUUCAGUUCUCUCAAGGUGGUCCGGCUGCUGCGUUUAGGCCGGGUGGCCCGUAAACUUGACCACUACAUCGAGUAUGGGGCGGCCGUGCUGGUCCUGCUGGUGUGUGUCUUUGGACUCGCUGCUCACUGGCUCGCUUGCAUCUGGUACAGCAUUGGGGACUAUGAGAUCAUUGAUGAAGAGACCAACAUUGUACGUGUGGACAGCUGGCUGUACAUACUGGCGGAGACUUUGGGAACGCCUUACCGCUUCAACAGCAGCGGCUCGGGCAAGUGGGAGGGCGGACCUAACAAGGACUCGGUCUACAUCACGUCCCUGUACUUCACCAUGACCAGCCUGACCAGCAUCGGCUUUGGAAACAUUGCCCCCACGACAGAUGGGGAGAAAAUCUUUGCCGUGGCCAUGAUGAUGAUUGGAUCUCUCCUGUAUGCCACCAUCUUUGGAAACGUGACGACCAUCUUCCAGCAGAUGUACGCCAACACCAACAGGUACCACGAGAUGCUGAACAGUGUGAGGGACUUCCUCAAACUCUACCAGGUCCCCAAAGGUCUGAGUGAGCGCGUCAUGGACUACAUCGCCUCCACUUGGUCCAUGUCCCGUGGAAUAGACACUGAAAAGGUGUUACAGAUCUGCCCUAAAGACAUGCGUGCAGACAUCUGUGUGCACCUGAAUCGCAAAGUGUUCAAGGAGCACCCAGCCUUCAGACUGGCCAGUGACGGCUGCCUGCGGGCGCUGGCCAUGGAGUUCCAGACCAUCCAUUGUGCUCCAGGGGACCUGAUCUACCACGCAGGCGAGAGCGUGGACAGCCUCUGCUUCGUCGUGUCGGGAUCACUAGAGGUCAUCCAGGACGACGAGGUGGUGGCCAUCUUAGGUAAAGGGGACGUCUUCGGGGAUGUUUUCUGGAAGGAAGUCACACUAACCCAGUCAUGUGCCAACGUCCGGGCUUUGACCUACUGCGACCUGCACAUCAUCAAGCGGGACGCCCUGCAGAAGGUGCUGGAGUUCUACACGGCCUUUGCAAACCACUUCUCCAGGAACCUGCUGCUGACGUACAAUCUCCGAAAAAGGAUUGUAUUUCGAAAAAUCAGUGAUGUCAAGCGAGAAGAGGAGGAGCGGCAGAAGCGCAAGAACGAAGCCCCCCUGAACCUGCCCCCAGACCACCCUGUUCGCAAACUCUUCCAGCGCUUCCGGCAGCAGAAGGAGGCCCGGCUGCACGUGGACAAGUCGGAGGUGGACGAGCACGAUCUGGAGAAGGGCCAGAUGUAUGUGGACACGCCUCCCAAGCCCAUCAUCGCCACCACCAGCAUCGUUACAGUGACCGAAAGCCCAGCCACGCCCUCCUCAUCCUCCCCUCAGUCAGGAACCCCGACAAAUGUAAAAGCUACGGACAAAUCCACACUGCACGUCCCGCCUCCCGUUCCUUUUAUCGCGUGCCGCACAGCAGAACCGGCAAAAGUCAAAGGAUGGGGCCGAUUUAAGGAGUCCAUGACCAAAGCAGACAAUUGGAACAAAGUAUCUAAAGCAGAAUCUAUGGAGACUUUACCAGAUCGGACCAAGGCGCUCGAAACACAAGCCACCUUGAAAAAGACAGACUCGUGUGACAGCGGUAUCACCAAAAGCGACUUGCGAUUGGACAAAGUCGGGGAUUUACGUUUGACCCCUCAGGAGCGCAGUCCCGUUCAACCAGAUAACAAACAUACAUUUUACCCAAUCCCAGAACAGACCCUACAGGCUUCACUACAGGAGCUGAAGCUGGAACUAAAAGACGAUAUCAAAAACCUUUCUACACGAAUGUCUGGACUAGAGGCACAGCUUAUGGAAGCCCUCCAACUCCUCAAGGAAAGGAAAUCCAGCACUAGCUCACCACAACCUCUUUUUGAUAUUUCUAGACCUGCAUCACCAGAACUGGAAAAGGAGGAUAUUUUUUCAUGA